Messenger RNA from Neomonachus schauinslandi (Hawaiian monk seal), 2243 nucleotides. RefSeq names its product COP9 signalosome subunit 8 (gene COPS8). Lineage: Eukaryota; Metazoa; Chordata; Mammalia; Carnivora; Phocidae. Bases 77 to 706 code for a protein of 209 amino acids. Gene Ontology annotation, cellular component: COP9 signalosome. Gene Ontology annotation, biological process: protein deneddylation; COP9 signalosome assembly. The transcript has 8 exons. The record is from RefSeq and is a predicted model, not a curated record.
CAUUGCGGGCGCGACGGCCCGAGGGACAGUCUGGGUCUGCUUCCGUGGGGUUGCCGCGGCGGGACGGGCCGGGAAGAUGCCAGUGGCGGUGAUGGCGGAAAGUGCCUUUAGUUUCAAAAAGUUGCUGGAUCAGUGCGAGAACCAGGAGCUCGAGGCUCCUGGAGGAAUUGCUACUCCCCCAGUGUAUGGUCAGCUGUUAGCUUUAUAUCUGCUUCACAAUGACAUGAAUAAUGCAAGAUAUCUUUGGAAACGGAUACCACCUGCUAUAAAAUCUGCAAAUUCUGAACUUGGGGGAAUUUGGUCAGUAGGACAAAGAAUCUGGCAGAGAGAUUUCCCUGGGAUCUAUACGACCAUCAACGCACACCAGUGGUCUGAGACGGUCCAGCCAAUCAUGGAAGCACUUAGAGAUGCAACGAGGAGAAGGGCCUUUGCCCUGGUCUCUCAAGCCUACACCUCCAUCAUUGCAGACGACUUCGCCGCCUUUGUCGGGCUCCCCGUGGAAGAGGCCGUGAAAGGUAUAUUAGAACAAGGAUGGCAAGCGGACUCCACCACAAGAAUGGUUAUGCCCAAAAAGCCAGUUGCAGGGGCCCUGGAUGUGUCCUUUAACCGGUUUAUUCCUUUAUCAGAGCCUGCCCCAGUGCCCCCGAUCCCCAAUGAACAGCAGUUAGCCAGACUGACCGAUUAUGUGGCUUUCCUCGAAAACUGAUGUAUCAUUCUGAGUUCAAGAUCCACCUUCAGAAUCCUGUAUACUGACAGAUAGAGAAAUGUAAAAUUUUUAUUUUCAAUUUAUUGGAUGGAUAAAGCACCUCAGCAUUCCUUACUGAGUAUGUGAUAAAAUACAUAUAUAAAGUAUAUUAUAUAUAUUUUGUCCUUAAACAUUAUGCUGAAUAGUUGUUGAAACAAUUCUCAUUUUGUAAUAUUUGACAAUUUGGAUGGAGCCCGUCAGUAUUAUGCAGUUUAUAUUUCCUAGUACAGCUCUCCUGCUUCAUGGAGGUCAGUGGCUGUCAGCUGUUUGUCCCUGCCCCAGCGCCCAGCACACUCCCAUCUGCACCGAUUGUUGAUACUUAGAGCGAUUCAUUUGGGGUUUGAGGAGGACCGUCCCCAGAGCCAGUAUCUGAGCUGCCGGGGCUUCUGAUGCACCCCCUUCAGAGAAUAUGCUCUCCUUUCUCCUCACCUCCUGAACAUCACUCCUACAGAAUGCUGAAAUGCAGCUGAGGAACCAAAGACCAUUUCCUCAGUAAACCAGUUUGUGAACUUCAGAUUUUUUCCUGAUAGUGUGAGUACAUCCAUUGCUGGCAGUGGAGGGCUUGCCAUGAAAAUGCAACUAUUUAAGACCUUCAGGAGAAGUAUUAGAUGUAAUGUUCCUUUCGGAAGAAGGGAAACUUAGGGUGGAAUGCAUUCUAUCAGUAAAGAAGCUAUUAAGAUAAGUGAUCCACUUUGUACAACUAUCCUGCAACCUACUGGUUGCUUAUAUUUAUCCUUUGGUUCAAGGUCUGCCUUUUGGAGAAACACUGAACAAGUCUUUCAGUUUUUGUGUGAUGCCCUCUAAAUAUUUGGAGGUGUUUAUUGUAUCUUCAGGUUAGAAGCCCCCCUGCUUCAUUUAUUCUGCAUUUGUUCAAUAAAUAUUUAAUUGCAUCAACUGUUUCAUCUGAGAGAGUUUCUAGACAUUUCACUCUCCUGGUCUUUCUGUGGAUACAUUCUAGUUUGUCAUUGUCUCUCAAGAUAUGAAUUUCCUAAUUAAAUAGAAAUGACGUAUAUAGUGGUGAUUACAUGAUUCAUGUUUUCACUCAUUUUAAACACAUUUUUCAGUUACUGUUAACAUUUAUGGAAAUACCUUUUAAAUUAACAUUUUAUUGAACUCCGAUGUAUAAGUCAUGUUGUUAAAACUCCCUUGUUUUACAGUUGAGGAAAUGGAAAUUCAAGAAGCAAGAGGAUCAGUAGCUAGAAAGUGAUGAUGCCAGUUGUUGAACUUCCAGGUAUUAAGUACAAAUUGUAUCCACGGGCCUGAUUUUUAGUAGGUUGGAAUCAAUCCAAAUGUUCAUUAACGGGACGAGGUGACUAAACGGUGUUCAGUGCCGUGCAGCUCCUGGAGGCGUGAGUACGAGAGAGAAGGUCUCUGGACGGAAUUAGGUGAUCUCCACGGUGAAACCAGACGAAGUAGAAGGAGGUUAGACUGUUGCUUUGAGGGUGAGAAAGGCUAUAUGGGUACACGUGCAGCUGUACAUGCUGGUAUUUCAGAAAAA